Mobula hypostoma (lesser devil ray) is the source of this 4478-nucleotide messenger RNA. Its product is annotated as M-phase phosphoprotein 9. NCBI's taxonomy places the organism in Eukaryota, Metazoa, Chordata, Chondrichthyes, Myliobatiformes, Myliobatidae. The transcript is spliced from 23 exons. The record is from RefSeq and is a predicted model, not a curated record. Bases 146 to 3796 code for a protein of 1216 amino acids. Gene Ontology annotation, cellular component: centriole.
GCGGUGUGUGGAGGCCGGUGACCGGUACCGGUCCUCGCUCCCAAAUCGAGCGGCUUUCUGCAAGUGUUGCUCGGUCAACUCUCUCUGCUCGUUCCUCCAUGGCUCCCGAGGUCGGUUCCGGGAAGAGGGUGCAGUAGGUGACACCAUGGAGGACUCCGAUUCGGAGUCCGUGCAAACGGUCAAGGAGCUGCUGGACGACACGGCGCCAAAACCGGCAGCUCGGCGAGAUAAUUCCGGGGGCCCGAGCGCCGAGGCUACAAACAGGUUCUACUUUCAAGAACAUUUGAAGAAGAGUUUGCUGUCAAUAAAUCCAAGUGCCCUUCAAACCUUGGAGACUUUAAUGCAGGAGAUUCAAAAUACUAGUCGGGCAGAUCCUGAGAUUCUGAAGAGUUGUGAGGUAAGAUGGCUACAACUAUUUAAACUAGUGGAGAAACAGUACCAAGACCAAAUAUUGUCUCAACAAGAUCAAUACCAAUGUCAAAUCCAACUUAUCCAAGAUGAAAUCAAAGCACUAAUCCAGUUACAAAAUGAAGGUGGUGUCAAACAUUGUACAGCCAGAUUACCAUCACCUUCAAAGCACGUGGAUGACUUGACUGUAUGUGAUACUGUCAAUGGGCAUCACGUAGAGGAGUUGGGACAUUCUGACUGUGGUAAAGCAAAGGGACAACUACCAGCUACCAGCCAAUGCAGUGAUGAAGAGAGGCAAUUGAGAGACAGCAUGGAAUUGAAUUGUGCAAGUGAACAAAAUAAUUUUCCAAGCUUUGAUGCAAUAAAUGAGGCGAGAUUGAAUACUCCAGACAGUACACAGACAAUGAAGGAGAAAGAUUCAAUACAAUUCCAGCAAAACCAAUUGAGUCUUCCUCAUCUGAAAGAAAAUGGACACCAAGCAUUCAUUUCUGCUGCUGGUGAUAAGCAGUCUUUCACACUUAAAUUUUUAAGCAAACCAUUUCAAGACUUGAAGAUAAAUCAGGGAGCAAAUAACAGCAAAUCUGAGAUGGAAAUUAAAAUGGAGACUGAAAGUCAGCUUGGCAAACCGAAUAAUAUCAAUGGUUUGACGUCUUGGGUACAGAAGGUUAAACAGAAGAACUGGAAAUCAAAGUCUGGAACUAGGACCUCGUGUGAUACUAUGCAGCCACAAGGAACCGGGCAGCUACCGGAGACUGAAACGGCAGAAGGUGUUCACUUGCCAUCUGCACGUUCUUCUCCCAGCUGCUCUUUCUACCUCAGCAGACCUUCCAGCAGUCCAAAUUCUUUGGUGUCCAGUGUUUCAGGACUGUCAUACUGGAAGAUGGAUGAGGGGGAGCUAUACCACGCUUUACCAAACAACAAGGAGACUGAUGUAUUAUCUCCCUCCAAAACCGUCAAAGUAUUACGUCUUCCAGCAGGUGAGAUCCCUUCACUGAAGGAGAUUUAUUGCAUGAAGCAGAGAGACAGAAAGCAUCUAGCUGGCUGGGGAUCAUGUUCACCUCCACUCCUUCGAUCUCCACCACAGGUUUUAACACUUGAUCCCACACUUCACAUGAAGCGUCCUACACCAUUUUCUCUACAUGAUCACUGUAGUACCUCAGUGGUGGUUUCGGAAUGUGACACUCAAUCUUCAGUUAGCCCUGACUCUCUUGUGGGAGUAACCACGCAAAGCUAUUGCCAUCCUAAUUUGGGAUCAUGUGUACGUACUGCUCCAGAAUCAGAAUUGACAGAUACCUCCAGGCGUACUGUGCGGAAUAGCUCAUCGCCUUCUCCAAACUGGAAUCUCCAUUCUGGUUCUCAGUCUUCCACUGCUGUCCAAGGUCACCAUUACUUAAGCUUGAAAGAAACGGGGAAUGCAAGUGCUUUACCAGGACAAGAGAGCAAUUCUGCAAUAACUCCAUCACCUGUGCCUUGUGUUGAAUUGAGGAGUGGAAAUAAUAUGAAUAGAUCAUUGGACCAUCAUGUUUCUGAAUCGUCUCUUGAAGAUCCUGUUACGUUAUCCAUCGCUCGCUUAAACUUGCGUGAGAAGCAUGCACGGCAUGUGGCUGACAUUAGAGCUUACUAUGAGGCAGAAAUCAACAGCCUGAAGGAGAAAUUGGAUGCUUUAAAUUCACCUUCUGCAGUAUCUGAGGCAGAAAAACAGAACCAAAAUCUUGCAAAAAGAUGUGAACAAUUGGAAGGAGCACUAACCGAAGCUGCCAAGCGAAUUCGGGACCUUGAGAACAAGAACUAUUUGAUGGAAAUGCAGUUGGCUGAGUGGCCUGGACGCUACGAUGCAGUCAGUACUGCAGCUAAGGCUCUGCAACAACGCCUCGAUGAAAUGCGAAAAGAUAGCAAGGAGAAAGAUAACAUGGUCAACAAACUCAAUAGCAGGCUGAAAGACCUAGAAGAAGCUUUUGAACUUGCAUACAAACACUCCGAUAAUAAAGAUGCCCGACAGAAACAAGAGCACAAAAUGCUACAAGAUUUGCUUACAGAGUACGAGUCACUGGGAAAAGAACAUGAACGAGUCAAGGAAGCUUUGAAUACCACAGAAGAUAAACUGUAUGAUGCAAAUUCUCAGAUCUCUGAGCUGAAAAGAGUUGUAUCUAAGCUUGAGGCUCAGAUUAGACAAGCAGACCAUGAGAGGAGCUACAUGAAGGUCCGGACUAGUACAGAAAGCUGUUUACGUACAUCAAGCAACAGCCUUUUUAACCACCACAAUGCUUAUCAUUCUCCUGUAAAAUCUGCUUCAACUGAUGUGGCAAGACGGAAGUGGUUGACUCCAGGUUCUGAUUAUUCCAUCUUCACAGGACGUCCUUUAGAGAGUAACUACAGUGGAUUUGAGGAAACUCACUUGCAGCCCAGAAGGUACCAUUCUCCACCAGAGAAAGAUCACCCAUUCAGCCAGCAGGAUCCGUCAGAGCCCAAUCCUCCCAUUCUCAGAGCACUGAAGCAACUUGAUUCCAGAAAAAGUUCUGAAAACUGGGGAGUACAAGCACAGUUACAGGAUGUUUCAGGAGCAGGAGACAGAACAAAAGUCUUGAAACGCACACAGGGCUUGGGAUUUGUGGAUUCCAGCUGCUGUAAAAGCCAAUCAGUGGACUCAUGCAAGGGUCGAACUAGAUCAAAAGACAAUAGUUCUCCCUCAGGCCAAAGAUCAUCAUCUGUACCCCCUUCAAGCAGGAAGUCGACACCCACUUCUACUCCAACCAAACGAAACACUUUGUUAACAUCAUUGUCUGCCAAGUCAAGUCCCAAGCGCUGUCCUAAAGAAAACCUGUCGCCUGGAUUUAAUCACCUCCUUGGCAAAGAAGAAAACCCAGUGACAAGGUUUGACAUCAACUUGGAUGAAGACGAUUUUGCCGAGUCAGUCCCAUCUUGCGGUUCAAGCCCAAGAAAAAGACUUCAGUUCUUUCCACUAGAGAAUACAGAAUCAAGGUAUCAUGUUGAUAAUGCUCAACGUGCGAUGCCCACGGAUUCUGUACUGAAUGCGGUUAAGAUGGGCUCUAUCAUCAGUCGACCAGCUUGGGAAGACAAGACAAUGACUUUGCAGAAAGAGAAACAAAAUGCCCCUCUACAAACUCCGUAUGAGACUGAGCUGACAUAUAAAACAAGGAUGGAGGCUUUGGGGGAAACAGAGAAACUCUUUGAUGCUCUCACACAAGAAAAGCAACAGAUUGAAGCUGCAUUAAGUCGCAUACCUGGUUCUACAGGCAGAAUGACUUUACAAGCAAGAUUGGAAAAGGAAGCUUUAGAAGAUCGAUUGGAAAAGAUCAAUCGUGAUCUUGGAUCAGUGCGGAUGACACUGAAGCGGUUUCACAUUUUACGAACCUCUGCAAAUUUGUGAACUGUUCUCCAAUUUUUAUUUGACCAGAUGUUUACUUGCACUAAAAUUACAUUGUUAUGCACUGUUAUCACUAACAGAAGGCGGGUUUAUUUUUGGUCAUCUUGUAACUAAAUGAUGGCCUUACAAUGCACAUCCUUGUAUUAGAGGUCACACAGUUGUGUAUAUAAAGAAAAAAACAUUCUGUGCCUUUUUAGAGAAAUGCAGUCCAUAUCUCAAUUAGUUUUGUUAUUAAAGGUUGGAACCAAAACCCAUAAAGGAUAUAUUUUGGUAAUGGACAGAACGUGUAUUAUAUACAUACUUUUGUAAAUGAUUUAGAACAUCUGGAAGUGAAUAUUAUUUGUUAAAAUUUAGAUUAAGAUGGAAAGUGUGCGUCAGAAAUUAUUUUGCAGAUGAUAUUGGUCAGAAAUUUUAAUAUUUUAUAUUUGAAAUUGAAAUACAUUUAUGAACUAAUUUUUUAAAGAAACAUCAUUAAAAUACAGUAUUGAAUAAAUUAAUGGGCCAUAUUUGUUUGGUUGUAACACAAAAUUCAUUGAAGACAUCUUUGAAAGUUGUUGUUCCUCUCAGCGCCUCGUGCGCAAUGGGCAGAAACCUUGCUGUUUCUUUAGUUUCUCUGUCUUUUUUUUUUACAAGGUUGAGUGCUAGCUUGAUGCUCAACCCAGCACGGAUGGAAAGCCUGCAAGGA